Molecule: messenger RNA, 1533 nt
Organism: Apiotrichum porosum
Lineage: Eukaryota; Fungi; Basidiomycota; Tremellomycetes; Trichosporonales; Trichosporonaceae
Exons: 5
Coding region: 1-1533 (510 amino acids)
Source: RefSeq, a predicted model, not a curated record
AUGGCUUACCAGCCCAUCGUUGCCCACGUCGACACCGACGUGAUCCGCUUCUCUCAUGGCGUCAUCGACCUGUGGAUGCGUCCUCAGAGGACGAUCAAGGCAUGUUACGGUGUCCCAAGGACAUCUUCGUCUAGCCGAACUGGAAACGGUGACGCAGGGGUGGAUUCAAAUGGCGACGUGACAAUGGCGGGUGCAUCGUCGUCGGAUGUGCCCAGGUCCGAAUGGCUCGUUGGUGACGCCCUCGACGAGGCGUUAGGUGCCGACGGUGAGGAGAGGAUUGAGGUGCGCUGGCCGUUCGUGGAGGUUGCUGGAAAACAGGACUGGGAAGGUCGCGAGUUUGUCCUCCUCCACAUGUACGCGCUCCUCAACGUUCAACCCAGCAACAACACGGCGCCACUGCUCCUGAUCCCACCAGCAGCUCCACCAUCAUUCCCGUUGCCCGACCAGGCUCUCUACUGCCAGAUGGUGUUUGAGAAUCUCAACGCUCCUCAGCUCUGUCUUCUCCCAAGCCCGCUUGCUGCGCUUUGGGCUCUCAACGCCGUCACCGGUGCCGCUCUGCACAUUGGUCGGAACACGUCCGAGGUCUCAAUUGUUGUCGACUCGGUUGUCCGGUACGAAUGCGUCAAGUCGGUAAACCUUGGCCAGGCCGACUGCGAGGCGCACCUUGAUGCGCUCCUGAUGGCCGACGACAUUCUCAACACUGAGCUGCUGUCUGCCGCCGGUGUCGACAACUGGACUGAUGGGCAAAAGGAAAAGCUUGUGAAGGAAAUCCGCCAGUUCAUCUUCGCAGAGUGCACUGGAGACGACAUUGAGGUUCCUGUCGCCAAGGGAGGUGCCAAGGCCGUGGUUAUCAUUGCUGCCCAGCCCGAAGAGGAAGAUGCGUUCGACGUUGCCAAGAAGCUCACUGCCGACGCCAUUCCUCAGGCUGCCGCUGCUGCCUCGCACAAGUCGAAAAAGGCCCAGGCUGCCGCCGCCGCUACUGCUGCUUCCAAGGCGUCAGCGGCCGCCGAUGCAGCAGCUGCCGCUGCUGCCGCGGACGUCAUUAUGGUCACUAUCCCUUCCCUUCCGGAGAAGGAGAUUCCCGUCGGCCCUGUUCGGCAUCGCCUGUGCGAACCACUUCUCAUGGGCAAGACGCGUGGUGGCGACACUGUCUGGGAGGCAUUGGGACGCGCUGUCGAAUCCUCGAGCUUGAACAUCAACGAACGUCUUCAGAUCUGGGACGCCAUUGCCGUCACAGGUGACAUGGCCCGUUUCAAGUCGUUCCCUACCUCGCUCGUCACCUACCUUUCUCCCUUCCUCCUCACCAGCACAGAGCUCCCUUCCGACCAGCAGCCUGGUCGCGUUCGCUUGUUAUCCAUUCCUGACUACGUUGCCAACUUCAAGGGUGCCACAUCCGACCUCGCCCCCUUCCUCGGCGCGUCCAUGAUCGCCAAGGUCGCAUUCAGCGAGAGCCAGGGCAAGCACUCAAUCUCCAAGGUGGACUAUAACCUUCACGGACCUGCCGCCAUAUAUGGCAUCUGGCAGCAGGAGUAG